CCUCAUGGUGGAGACGGUUUGGACGGGCCAUUAGAAAAUCCGGGUUAGUUCUGAAGUCAUGAGUUUUGGAAACUUUUUGAGGCGUCUUUCGACCGAUUUUGAAAAGUCACCAUCAACUCAUGAGUCGGCUCAAACCAGUGAGAACACUGGAGGCAUUAAUUCCAUUUUUUCUACACCUGGAAAGUUGUUAGAUUCAAUGAAUGUGAAGACCAGUCAUUUGGUCUCCGAAAUGAAUCAGAAGCUCGAUUUGGGUGGAAGGCUUGAUAAUUUAAAACAAGCAUCGAUAACGAAAUUGGAACAUGUUGUUCAUGGCACACUGAGUCAAAAGGAAGCAACGAAGCCGGACCAAGAGAGAACAAGUUUUGAAGCACAAACUGUGCACGUCAACCCAUUCAAUGAAGGGGAACAAAGUGCGACUGAUAAGUCACUUCGCCGUCAAAGUACACACACUGGUACGAGGCCUCCUAGACCACCUCCACCAAGUGCGGUCGCGCUGAGCAGAGCAAUGAGCUUGGAUGAAACUAAUUUAUCCAGAAAUAAGCCUGAAGAGCGAAAGUUGAGCAAGAAGGGAGGACUGUCCCCAACACUCGAACCUGCCAAAGAGGCUGAAGAAGAACGCUUUGGUGGCAACAGACCUGCAGAAGACAGCCUCUCUACGGAACAAAAACGAAGCUUCUCAGAAAGAUCCGUUGAAGAUGAUGACGGAGAUAGUUCAGCUUCCGAAUACGGUACUUACGGGGACCAGCCAGUAUAUAAAGCAGAGGCUGAGGACUACGACCAACAUUCCACCCAGAAACGAGACAAUGAUGUGCGUACCGCAGAAGAACUGGAUGAGAUAUCAUCAAGUCGCGUAAAGGAAGUAAUGAAAACUUGUGUACCGGCCUUACUACAUGGCAGGUACCAAGAAGUGCAAAAUUUUGACCCUGAACUUCAGGAAAUGCUCGGAACCUCACAAGGCAGAACUGAAUUUGUUAACGUUAUGGAGAAACAAGCUCGAAGUUCAGACAAUGUCCUGGAAGUGGGAAACUUGCCGUCGUUGCUGGACAAAAUUGGCUACCUUCUCAGUGAAUGCCAAGAUGCCGAAGAUUUUGGACCUGCAAAGAAGCUUCUUACUACAUCGUUGCUGUUUUAUGUUCAGGAUUCGGGGGCUGGAACUGAACGUGCAUUCUUGUUUGUACACAUUAAAACACAACCGAUUUGGCAAUCCCUCCGUUUCUGGAAUGCCUGCUUUUUCCAGUCCGUACAGGAAGCACGGGCAAAAUUAAUGGAGCAAAGCCAACCCGAGCAACGUCUGGAAGAAAUCGUCUACGAUCAACUCAAAUCAUACUUGAACACAAUGAACGUUUUUGACUUGCACACCACCGUAAAGCAGGAAUUUCUUCGGAAACACAGCAGUCUGUUCAACCUGCCGGAUGAUGAAGUCGGUAAACUUCAGGCGAUAAUCGGCGACUUGCGCUGAGCAACCUUUCGCGGACAAACUGCAUUUGUUCGCAAAGCCAGCACCCCACACAUCUCGUGCAUAACUCAUCAAUGUCAAUCAGUUAAAUAAACUGCUAGAUUAGUUACCCCAUCAACCUCAGCUGCACUUUAAAUUUAAAAAUCUGUACACGAUACCAAACUCCCAUCAGACUGCUUACUCGUGUACGUGGUAUUUUGCACGAGGUACUGUGUUUACCCCUUCUCCGAAACCGGAAUUGUUAUAUCAUUACCCUUCACAAGUGUUUUCACUGCUCUGAAUGUAACGAACUUCGCGUAA
Molecule: messenger RNA, 1756 nt
Organism: Opisthorchis viverrini
Lineage: Eukaryota; Metazoa; Platyhelminthes; Trematoda; Opisthorchiida; Opisthorchiidae
Exons: 8
Coding region: 59-1459 (466 amino acids)
Source: RefSeq, a predicted model, not a curated record